Molecule: messenger RNA, 933 nt
Organism: Pyricularia grisea
Lineage: Eukaryota; Fungi; Ascomycota; Sordariomycetes; Magnaporthales; Pyriculariaceae
Exons: 2
Coding region: 1-933 (310 amino acids)
Biological process (GO): proteolysis
Molecular function (GO): cysteine-type peptidase activity
Source: RefSeq, a predicted model, not a curated record
AUGUCCCACGAUUCGUCACCGAGGAAGAGAGCGAGCCCUGUUGACGGAGAUCUUGCCAGCGCCUUGGCUACACCGCUUCGCCCAGCAUCACCAGCAUCAAUAACAGUUGGUGACGAGGACGACGGCGACAAGAUUAAUGAGAAUGGCGAUCAGCAGGGCGAAGUCGACGCCUACACUGGAACCAAUUUCUCGACUGUCGGCCUUUCUGGGCCGCCCAUCUCGUGGAAGCGGAAGGCUGAAUAUGGAGAUCCCCUGCAGUCGGACCUUGUUCUGAUACCUAUCUACGAAAAUGAUCACUGGUACCUCUUGGUCAUGUAUAAGUCGGACACUGGAGAUAGGGCCCAAAAGGAUCGAGUAGUCUGUUUUCUCGACCCUUUAGAGUCAACCUCACGGUCCUAUGAACGUACUUUUACAUAUUGGACCUGGUACCUCAGCGAUCUCGGUUAUCAAGGAGUUGUGCACCGAAAACAGAUCACGGUUCCCCAACAGCUCAACGUUGUCGACUGCGGAGUCUUCAGCAUUGCAUUCGCCUACCAGAUUGCUGAGAAUCGUCAGAGGUUUGUCAAUGCUGUCGAGAGCGGGACAGGUCUAGACUGGAUCAUCGACGCACCUAAGUGGCGUAUAUAUAUACGGUCUGAGCUAGAGCCCACCGACGACGCCAGUUCCGCUACUCUAGAUUACAAAUCUAAAAAUACCAGGGAUGGCAAUGACGAUGCCCGCAUAGAGGUGGUUUCGGCCUGUCAUGCCUUAAAGGCUCUGCCGAAAGCUUCGAAGCAAGCCCUGCCGUUAGCGACAAUUGCGUCUUCCGUGGACGCCGCUGUGGAUCCAUACCUCGCGAUGGGCCAUAACAUGACUAUGGCCAGUGUGCUUGCUGCAUCAUCCCCGCCUGAAUCACCAUCAUUGCUAAAGGGCGGCGUAACCAUUGACUUGUAA